AUGUCGGACUUGUCCCUGUUUCCUGAUCGCGCCUUAGUGCGCCCGCAUUGCCAUGGCAAGGCCAGACACACCUCCAAGCCGAAACCCGCCGCCCUGAGCCAAAGAGAUUCGCUGCUUAAGCGCACCUCGCUGCCAUCCUUGUCGUCGGUGGUUAAGGGCUCGUUGACCUGGGCGGGUGAUAGGUUGUAUGGGACUUCCGAGGCCGAUCGUUCCAAGGAGAAUCGAAAUGGCCUUACCGAAACCGAGACCCGUCGUCAGUCGCUGUAUUUCAAAAUGCGCACAGCAGUGUUGUACGAGGAGUGGAAGGAUUGUGCCUCCAAAUUGGAUGUGCUGGAGGAUCACGAAUCCUGGAAAAACACCUUCGAGAGCACCGAGUACGAUGCCUGUCUCAUACAGGAGCGCCUGAAACAACUCGAGGACGCGCGUGCUAGCUCCGACGUGAGUCGCAUGUUGUUUCUCAUCCGCACUUCGCUCAGCCGCGAUCUGGGUAACAUGUCCAACCCGGCCCUGUACAGCCAUUCCCACGCCGGCACCAAGCUGCUCAUCGACCGAUACAUCACGGAGGCCGUCGAGACGAUUUCGACGCUGGCAGAACUUUCGGGGAAAGAUCGAUGCGACGGGCUAGAACUCAGGUAUAUUCUCGACCAACUUCUCGCCGCCCGACAAGCCUUCGGGCGCAGUGCUUUGCUUUUCUCGGGCGGCGGAACGUUCGGGAUGAACCAUAUUGGCGUUCUCAAGUCUCUCUGGCAGGCCAACCUUCUUCCCCGCAUCAUGUCCGGUGCCUCGGCGGGCAGCAUCGUGUGCUCCGUCUUCUGCACCCGCACGGAGGAGGAGAUUCCCGAACUACUGGACAAUUUCGCCUAUGGAGACUUCGACGUCUUCGGCGAGGACGACGGCACGGAGAGUAUUCUGCAGAUGAUCUCGCGGAUUUUGAAGCAUGGGACCUUUAUGGACAUACAGCAUCUGGCCAAAUUCAUGCGAGGGUGGCUGGGUGACAUAACUUUCCAGGAGGCGUACAACCGCACGCGCCGGAUUCUCAAUAUCUGUGUUUCCAGCGCUGGGAUUUACGAACUGCCCAGGCUGCUGAAUUACAUCACCGCACCUAACGUUUGCAUCUGGUCUGCCGUCGCCGUUUCUUGCUCGGUGCCCUUAGUGUUCCAACCCUAUGACCUGAUGGCUAAAGAUCCACAGACCGGAGAAGUGGUUCCUUGGUAUGACUUUUGUCGACAGUACAUCGACGGCUCGGUAGACGGGGAUCUGCCGAUGACCCGCCUAUCGGAGAUGUUCAACGUGAACCAUUUCAUCGUGUCCCAAGUUAACCCUCAUAUAAUUCCUUUCCUCCCGAAAAGCGUCGAUCCCAAAGAGACGAAGAGCCCUUCCCGCACAUUUAAUUGGGUCCAAAGCGCAACACAACUCGCCAAGGAUGAACUGUUGCAUCGCAUGAUGGUUAUGGCGGAGAUGGGGAUUUUUCCCACUUCGCUCAGCAAAGCCAUCUCCAUCGUUAACCAGAAAUACUCCGGUGACAUCAAUAUAUAUCCAGACGUUCCGUACAAUCACUUCCCUCUCAUACUGAAGAACCCGACGACGGAGUUCAUGCUGGAGGCGUGUCUCAGUGGAGAGCGAGCGACAUGGCCGAAGGUCCGAGAGAUUCGAAACCACUGUGCUAUCGAACUGGCUUUGGACUCGGCUAUCCAGAAGAUGCGAACCAGAGUCACCUUCAGUCGGAGCCAGGUGGACCUGAGAACCCUUCAUCUGGUUGAGCGGCAUUCAGAGAAUCUCGACCGCAACGGAGCGCGACGAGCCGUGCUGAACCGGAGAAGCUCGUAUAGCCACGAAGUCGAGAAGGCCCAAAAGACCCAAAUGAACGCCGCCCGCGCAAUGCGACCGGAGUUGAGGCGAACCUGCAGCGCCGUAUCCUCGAGCGCUUCACCGGACAUGUCGACCGAUCACGAGAUUGAGCCGGAGCACGAGCGUCAUGCGGAGAGCCCGCAGAGUUACGUUCCUAGUGCGAGCGACGAGUCUUCCCUCGCCGACUCGGACGAUGACGACGAGCCGUUACUUCCGUCUCUCCAACGACCUGGGCUUAUACAGCACCCGGCGUCGUGGGAGCCGAUGACGACUGAUUGUCCAGUCCACUGGCCUGUCUCCCCUCACACCUUCUACUCCAGACGACUGUCUACCGGGGCGCUUACUCGCCAUUCCUCGCACCUCACAGACCCACCUCCUUCUUUGGACCAAACGCCCUCUACGAAAUCGAUGUCCCCCGCACAGAAUCAUCUGCUGCGGAUGACGCCUUCCAAGGCGGCGGGGACUCCGUAUACACCGUUUCACUACAUUAAGAAUUGA
Aspergillus affinis is the source of this 2346-nucleotide messenger RNA. Its product is annotated as putative Patatin family phospholipase. Gene Ontology annotation, molecular function: triacylglycerol lipase activity. The record is from RefSeq and is a predicted model, not a curated record. The transcript has 3 exons. Gene Ontology annotation, biological process: lipid metabolic process. NCBI's taxonomy places the organism in Eukaryota, Fungi, Ascomycota, Eurotiomycetes, Eurotiales, Aspergillaceae. Bases 1 to 2346 code for a protein of 781 amino acids.